AACCACUGUUAAAAGUGUGUUUAGCUCGCUGCAGAGUUUUGCACCUACACGCAGAGUGAGGACAGAAGCUGGACAUGCUGACCAAAGAUGAAAAGCACUACAAGAUGAGAGCAUUAAUAGAAGAGUUCCCAAAAUUCAUAAAAUCAAAAAUCUUUGAGAUUAUCAUUAAAAUGACUGAGUGAAUGGUGAAGAAUGAGAGUGUGACAUUCAGUGUCGUGGCCACGUCACAUCACCUCCUUUACUCAGUGAAAUACCAGAAAGGUUCCUAACAAGAGACAUUGUGAAGAUGAUCGUGUUAUGGGUAACACUGCUUGUUCUUCAUCAAGGAUAUACGCUGGUUCCAGUGAUCACGGUUCAACUUGGUCAACCUGCAACUUUGGCAUGUGCUUUAUCUAAUGAUGAGCACAACAAUAAAGAACUCUACUGGUACAAGCAGACUGCCGGUGAUACUCUGAAAUUAAUUGUGAAAGUGAUUAGAGCUGCAAAUCCUGAGUAUGCACCAGAGUUUAAUUCCACAAGAUUGAAGGUACGUAAAGAUAAGAAUUUUGGUAACCUGACCAUUUUGAGGACAACCCAAGAAGACGAGGGAAUGUACCAUUGUGCAGUCAUGGAGUGGACUAAUUUUGAAUGGAGUGGGACAUAUUUAUUAGUUAAAGGAAACAGUGAAAGAACAUCAAACUAUACUGUUGUUCAGUGGCCGACAGUAUCUGAUCCAGUCCGUCCAGGAGACUCUGUGACUCUCCAGUGUUCAAUCCUCUCUGACUACAAGAACAAGACGUGUCCAGGAGUACACAGUGUUUACUGGUUCAGAGCCGGAUCAGAUGCAUCUCAUCCAGACUUCAUCUACGCUGAUGGAAGUCGUGAUGAAUGUAGAAAGAAAACUGGCAUUCACUCGUCUCCAAAGAGCUGUGUUUAUCGCUUCUCUAAAAACGUCAGCUCCUCUGAUGAUGGGACUUAUUACUGUGCUGUGGCCACAUGUGGAGAGAUAUUAUUUGGAAAUGGAACUAAACUGGAACGUGUACAAAAAACACAUUCACUAUUUAUUGGAAUAGUGAUAUUAACAGUCUGCUUGGCCAUUUCUGUUGUUGCAAUUGUCGUCUUCAUCUGCAACCAAAGUCUAAGAGUGCGUGAACAAUAUAAAGGAAUGGAAAGUACUUUUUCAGAAGCCCGACAUGACAACUUGCGCCAACAGGGACAUGAUAUUACUGAAGCUGAAGACAAAAUGAACUACACUGCAAUGAAUUUCCCAGAAAGAAAAGCAACGAGAAGAAGAAAGAAGAAAGAGUUUUCAGACGACAGUGUGUACUCUACGGUUGAGUAUCGUCUGAAUUUUAUCGAUUCUGAUGCCGUUUCUGCUUAACGAUUCCCAGUUUCUAUUCCAAUGUGGUAAAAAAAAAAGAGGUCAAAUGUUUAAAUAACAAAAAUAUCUUCAUUCUUUUAAGCGUUUACUAUGACUUUUAUUGU
Molecule: messenger RNA, 1464 nt
Organism: Thunnus maccoyii (southern bluefin tuna)
Lineage: Eukaryota; Metazoa; Chordata; Actinopteri; Scombriformes; Scombridae
Exons: 7
Coding region: 287-1360 (357 amino acids)
Biological process (GO): response to bacterium
Source: RefSeq, a predicted model, not a curated record